CUUACCCUCACCCCAUCACCCCCACCCCCACCCAAACAUGGGCGAAGGGCCCACCUGGAAGCGAGAAAUCGUCCCAGACCAUAAAUUCGACUUUAUCGACACUCGCGAGUUUCAAGACAAUGGCUUUGGCAUGCGAAUGAAGUACCUCUGGCUUUAUGCCAUCGUCCUCAAGUCCUUCCUUGUCUACGUCUCCGAUAUCUUCACCGCCGUCACCAUGUUAACUACCGACUCCUGGUCGAACCAAAUCUUCAACAGCUGCCCUUCCACUCAGGACAACGGUUGCGUGUUCAUUCCCUUCACCAUCGGCAAAUGGCUCUUCGUGGGAUGCAUCAUCUUCUCCUUCUUGCUGCUUGCAUACGAAGCCCGGAAGUCGAAGAAGAUUAUUGCCAGUCGUGACAUCUCGUAUGCGUUCACAAACGUCAUGGCCAAUCACUACUACUCCCUCAGGUCUUACGACCAUUUCUGCUUCUUCUCGCACAUCUCCGAGUCAACCAAGAAGAAGGAUGACUUUGCCUUCUUCAUCUUCUUCACCUUCAAGAGUUGGAAACGAUUGUUGCUAGCUGAUGGUCCCCGUCAGGUCAUUAACGCCCUCACCCUUUACGCUAUCUACCUUGCCAAGAAGGACGAUGGCAACUGGUACGAUAUCGGGAAAUAUUUCGCAAACAACACAUUCAUCACUACCGCCCUCACCAUCACCACCCUGUUCACUGUCCUGGUCUUUGGUGGUUCGCUCCUGCUCCUCAUAGUCGCUGGUGUCUGUUAUAUCCCUCUUCUCUGCUACAUCCAAGGAAAUUUGAAGGAAUACUGCUGUCACAAAGUCGAUAAGCGUAUCGCUGAUAUCAUCAAGCGUCGUAACAAACAACGUCUUGCUAAAGCAACUGCUCUCGCCAAGAAAGAAGCUGCCGGCGAUUACUCUCACUUAAAGAACAAGAAGGGUGAAAUGGUCGCCAAACCCCUCCCUCAACCCACCCUACCCAACAUCUCUCUCGACGACGACUUCGACGAUGCUGCCUCCGUUAUGACUCGUGGUACUCGCGGGCCAGCCGCCUCCAAUUACAAUGGCAGUGACUACUUCUACGCCUCUGAGACCAAGAGCGCGCUCGACUAUCCCCCGAUGCCAGCGUACAACCCUUACUCGCACCAUCAGGAGCCGAACGGCUAUGCACAAUAUAAUCCGUCCGUUCCGAACAUUGCGGAGGAACCGGGAGCGUACGAGGACGAGUAUGGCAGCACUGCACACCUCACGACAGCCGCGCAACCCUACGGACAAGCUAGCCCUGGGAUGCAUAAUCCGUACAGUCCUGGUGCAGGAGACUACGUCGCCGAUCCAUACGAUGUGUACUCCGGCAAUGUUCAACAGGGCCAUACGGAUCAAUAUCACGCGACGCACCAACAGCGACCAUCAGAUACCUCAGACGGACUCGCGUAUGACGCUCAACCCAUGAGCGACUAUGGCGCACAGCAGCAGUACGGGCAGCAGCUAUACGCUCAACACCAAUCGCCAUAUGGACAGCGAGCACCAAGUCCAGGGUAUGGACAGUAUCCGCAGCGCGCACCGAGCCCGGGGCAGCAGGCACCUGCGUAUGAUUAUGGAGGUGGCGGAGGAGGUAAUUAUGGUCAUGCCAUGUAGGAUUAGCGCAUCAGUAGUAUCAGUUCGUUUGCGUUAGGAUGUCUCUGUCCUGGACGUUGGUUCAUUUCCCUUUAUUCUUCAUCCUGUUGCCCUCGAUAGAUGGUCCUCUUUCGACCCGUCGUCCCCUGUACAUCCCACUUGGCAACCUUUUCCUCCAACUUCCUUCUUAUCUCUGCGUACACAUACCCUUGGUAGCAUAACCCCCCACACGGUCACUCCUUCGUUCCACUCCAGCCCCGCGUACUUCAACACUUCACUUCUUCUUCUUCGCCUUUAAAUUGUUGCCACUGCCGCAAUGGAGUGAUUUAGUCGGCAGUUUCUUGUCCCUUCUAUUUUUUUAUUCUUUUUCCCUUUCUGUCGCCUUCGAGGUUGUGGAGUCAGUUCAAAUCGGUGCGUUUCAAGAAGCAGAGUGGUCCGAAUGUUGAUCGUGAGGGCGUUUUGCGUUUUCCCCUUCUGCCACCGUAUAGUAUAGCAG
Molecule: messenger RNA, 2105 nt
Organism: Stereum hirsutum FP-91666 SS1
Lineage: Eukaryota; Fungi; Basidiomycota; Agaricomycetes; Russulales; Stereaceae
Exons: 8
Coding region: 38-1630 (530 amino acids)
Biological process (GO): potassium ion transmembrane transport
Cellular component (GO): plasma membrane
Molecular function (GO): potassium ion transmembrane transporter activity
Source: RefSeq, a predicted model, not a curated record